UAUAAUGUUGACACUGUAAAUGUUAUUUGGAUAAUACGUGUACAUGAUUUCUUGGAUUAGGGUUUUGGCGGCACUGAAGCUUGGCUGUACAAGUAAAUGGAAGAAUCUGGGAUUUGAUGAGGCAUAUCUCGGUGGGUCAAUUGUUUUAUUCAAUAUGUUUGUUGAAAUCAAAUGGAUUAGAGAAUGAUGAAUGGGGAACUCAUUUGAUUUAUUCAUAACCUAUUCCUUGUCUAGUCAAAUAUUCCUCUGAAUCGAUUUUGUGGAAUUGGAUGAAUCAGGUUCCUUAUAUAUUUCAAGUACUUUCUUCUGAUCAGUUCUAAGAUGAACAAAAUAUAUGGUUGAAUUUGCUUUACUGAGGCCAGGUAGGUAUUGAUAAGUGUACAGAAUUUUGGGAGGAAUUCAAUUGAGGAGGGUAUGCUUAGUCUAGUUGUGGUUUUGAUUGUACUUUUUGGUGGUAAGACUCAAUUUGUGGUGAUUUAGUGGAUCUCCCCACAACAAUUAGCUAUCAGAAAAUUCGAAUAAGAUUGGAUUUUGACAACCACUUUGCUUCUAAUCUUCUCAUCAUGUUGCUAGAAUUUCUUGCACGCCUUAAGAAUCACUGCUCUUUUUUAUCAAGCAAGGUUGAUGAUUUGAAAGAUUCAGACAGAAUAGUCCGUAGGCUUUCAUUAUCUGAGCAAACAAAGCAGUUUGUUUAUGCCAUUUAUGAACCAGAAUCGAAGGCUGUGGUUUAUGUACUAGCUGCACAGAACUUAUCUGAACGGUCAGUUUUUGAUGCAGUGUCUCUCAUAAAGGAGGUUCGGCCACAGGCAGUUUUGGCUGAAAUUUCUCUGUCCACCCUAGAUGAGAUUCUAGCUGAGAACAGCACUUCAAGGGGUGAUAUGGUGAGUUCAAUGCCAACAACUUCUUUUGGGGUUCUCAAAGAUUGUGUUCUCAAUAAGAUCAGUAAAGAGAUGCAUGAGAAAGUGGCAUCGAACUUGGUUUUGCAAGAAAUAUUUGGUGUUGGUUUUCAUGAGCAUGUCAUUGCAGCCAAAAGGGCUGCAGAGGAAGUGGGUUCCUGUUUCUUUUUGUUUAGAUCUUCAUUUGUAAAUGAUGAAGGGAAUGGCUGUAACAAAUCUGAUAUACAGGUUGCAGAGUGCAAAAUCCUGUGCACCAGAAGUUGAAGUUGGAGACUUUCUACCUAGAUGCAAUUACCAGGCUCCCCCAUUUGCUCAGCCCAUUUAUCCUCUGCUGACUGAUUUACGUGAUAUUU
Messenger RNA from Corylus avellana, 1249 nucleotides. Lineage: Eukaryota; Viridiplantae; Streptophyta; Magnoliopsida; Fagales; Betulaceae. The record is from RefSeq and is a predicted model, not a curated record.